AUGAAAAUUAAUGACGGAUACGGGGAAGAUGGAAAUUUGAGUGAUAUGAACACUUGCAGUAUUUCAGACAAGAUUGGCUUUGCCUCAGCUGCUACCACAACCUUUCAGAUAAGUGAGCCUCGAAUCCAAAGAAAGGCCUCCAGGUGCUGUGUUCGGACAGCCCUCAGCAUCUACCUUCUGCUGCUGACGGCUGGCCAGGGGCUGCUGACAUACAAAGUGUUUCAGAUGCAGAGAGAGAUACUGAAAUGUCAAAACCAAAAUACCACCUAUACAGAAGAGAUUUUGGAAAGCGCCUUUGUCAAGAGACUGCACACAGAGCAUGAAGGGGACUGGAGAGGAAGCUUUACCAGCUUAGAAGAGUUAGAAGAGGAAAUCAACAUAAUUAAAAGCAGCAAUGCAAACAUGAUGAUGAUGAUAAACAACAUCUCUCUGCUUGUGGGGUCUGCUGGACGCAAAGGAGAACGUGGUCCACCGGGUAUCUCAGGGCUACAGGGACCACCAGGGACAAAGGGAGAGCAAGGAAUCCAAGGCUUACGUGGACUGCAGGGUGCGAAGGGAAGCAAAGGAAAUCCUGGUCCUGCUGGCCCAAGUGGUAUACCAGGAAUGAGAGGAGAAAAAGGAGAGAUGGGGCUUGCAGGUGUCCAAGGACAGAAAGGUGAAAUGGGCGAGAAGGGAGAGCCUGGGCCCAGUGGACCCAUGGGUCCUGUGGGACCGAAGGGAUUCCCAGGACUGCCAGGUUUAAAGGGUACCAUGGGGGAACCUGGACAACCUGGGCAGAAAGGAGAAGCAGGCAAAACUGGACCACAUGGACCUGCAGGAGUUCCUGGUCCUGAAGGCAGACCUGGCCAGAAAGGGGAGAAGGGGGACAAGGGGACCAGUGGUAGUCCAGGAAUACCAGGCACUACAGGACCCAAAGGUGAAAAGGGAGACAAAGGAGUAACAGGUCCUCCAGGGGAAAAGGGAAUAAAGGGAGACCAUGGUCUACCAGGCAGCCAAGGCCUAGCUGGUCAAAAAGGAAGCAAGGGUGAUUAUGGCAGUCAGGGUCCAAAAGGAGAACCAGGAUUAAAAGGAGCCAAGGGAGACCGUGGAUACACUGGUUCCCAAGGAGAAAAAGGAAGCAAAGGUGAAAAGGGAAAAGCCAGCUUCAGUUCUCUUAUACGAAUCGUGGGAGGGGACAGGAGGGGCCGCGUGGAGGUUUUUCACCGAGGGUCCUGGGGAACAAUAUGUGAUGAUAGCUGGGGCAAAGAAGAUGGCAACGUGGUCUGCCGAAUGCUGGGAUACAGCUAUGCACUCUCCACCUUCACAGCCACAGCAGGCUCGGGGCAAAUUUGGCUUGAUGACGUGGCUUGCAACGGGGGUGAACAAUCAAUUUUUGAGUGUUCCUCGCGUGAAUGGGGUGAGCACAACUGCUCCCACAGCGAGGACGCUGGAGUGGAAUGCAUUUGA
Messenger RNA from Merops nubicus (carmine bee-eater), 1446 nucleotides. RefSeq names its product macrophage receptor with collagenous structure (gene MARCO). The record is from RefSeq and is a predicted model, not a curated record. Gene Ontology annotation, cellular component: membrane. Bases 1 to 1446 code for a protein of 481 amino acids. The transcript is spliced from 15 exons. Lineage: Eukaryota; Metazoa; Chordata; Aves; Coraciiformes; Meropidae.